Aplysia californica (California sea hare) is the source of this 2858-nucleotide messenger RNA. RefSeq names its product GTPase IMAP family member 8. Bases 225 to 2378 code for a protein of 717 amino acids. Gene Ontology annotation, molecular function: GTP binding. The record is from RefSeq and is a predicted model, not a curated record. The transcript has 4 exons. Lineage: Eukaryota; Metazoa; Mollusca; Gastropoda; Aplysiida; Aplysiidae.
UUGUUUUGCACAAGACGCACUUCUGCGCCCCCAGUCCAGCCUACCCGCCCGGUUACAUUGCAGUAGGAGUAGGCUAACAAGCUGUCACGGUGGUGCUUAACUUGAAUGAUUUCGACUAGAUUUAUAGUGAAAAGGUUCCAGACAUCAUUGUCGAAGACUGAGCUGAUAGAGAAAGCGCAGUGAUUGAAGAAACAGCAGUGAAACCCAACAGACAGCGAGCAACAAUGUCUAUUAUCACGAUGCCCUGGGCCUCAACGAUAAUGCUUCUCGGGAAAGUUGGCCACGGGAAGACAGCCACAGCUUCAAGUAUCAUUCAGAGACGCUUCAGUUAUAGCAUGGACGAAACAACCACAGACGUAUUCAAGACUGGCAGCUGUACCUCAGCUGAUGGUGUCAGUAAAGUAGACGUCAUUGACUCUCCCGGACUUUUCAAGACCUACCCCGUUGAUGAUGUACAAGACACAACAAGGAUGUUUGACCACAUUGAAAAGGCUGUGAACAUCAACGCUGAGGGCAUCAACGCCUUUGUCAUAGUUUUUCGCUUCGGUACUCGUUAUACUGAUGACGAGCAAAAAGUAGUCCGUAAUUUAGAGCAGGCUUUUGGACAAAAGUUCUUUGCCAACCAUGUCAUUGUCAUAUUCACUAACGGAGGAGACUAUCGACUGAAACAUGGAUCCGCUCCUUUUGAGGAUUGGGUGGUCUCCCAAAUGGCCGAUUUGAGAAAACUGUUUGACAUGUGUCAAGGCAGAUGUUUGCUGUUUGAUAACGUAACCUGCACUGCAGAAACAGAUGCUGAACAAAGGGGGAAACUACUCGAAACUGUCUCGAGGAUGACGAAGAAAUUUACAACGGAAAACUACGAGAAGACAAAGCCUCAGCGCGAUAAACAUUUGUCGGAUCUUGGGGCGUCUUGGAAGGAUUUUGUCCCAAGAUUUAUACGUAAUCGGUUUCUCUCCAAAAAGCCCUCAACCAUAAUGCUUCUCGGGAAAGUUGGCGAUGGGAAGACAGCCACAGCUUCGAAUAUCCUCAACAGAAGCACCAAUCCUACGGACUCAGCAAACACUGCUGACGUAUUCAAGACUGGCAGCUGUACUUCAGCUGAUGGUGUCAGUGAAGUAGACGUCAUUGACUCUCCCGGACUUUUCAACACUUGUCCUGCAGAUGAUGUACAAGACACAAUAAUGAUGUUUGACUUCAUUGAAAAGGCUAUCAACAUCAGCGCUGACGGCAUCAAUGCCUUUGUUAUAGUUUUUCGUUACAGAGCUCCUUUUUGUUUAACUGAUAGUGAACAAAAAGUACUCCAUUAUUUAGAGACUUUUGACCCAGGGUUCUUUGCUAAACAUGUCAUUGUCGUAUUCACUUACGGAGCAUACUAUCGACUGAAACAUGGAUCCACUCCUUUUGAGGACUGGGUGGUCUCCCAAAUGGCCGAUAUGAGAAAACUGUUUGACAUGUGUCAAGGCAGAUAUUUUCUGUUUGAUAACGUAACCUGCACUGCAGAAACAGCUGCUGAACAAAGGGGGAAACUACUCGAAACUGUCUCGACGAUGACCAAGAAAUUCACCGCUGCAGACUUAAAAAAGACGACGCUUCUUCGACAAUCUCUUUUGUUGUCACUGAAUCAUCAGACGGUCUGGACUUUUCUUCCUCAGCCCCUCCGCACUGCCACUAUGAGCAGACAGCUCAACAUCUAUUUGAUGGGCAAGACUGGCAAUGGCAAAAGUUCCACUGGAAACAGCAUCGUGGGCGAUACCCCCUUCUAUUGUCCGGAUUCAGCAAGCUCAGCAACUCAGGCCGUUGACUCGGACGAAAAGAAGAUCAACAACUACACAGUCACUAUUGUGGACACACCAGGAAUGAGGAACAACACUGACACAUCUGGUCGCGUCAACACUUCAGGGGAAGUACGCUUGGCCAUGGAAUACGUGUACCAAGCACUGUCUCGCUGCCCCGAAGAAGAAAUACACUUGUUCCUUCUGGUUCUGCCCUUUGGAGGUAAAUAUAUUGGGGAUGAGGUCGGAGUGGUACAGGACUUGACGAAGAAAGGUUAUGCUAAAUACAUGCUGGAACGGACUGCAGUGCUUUUCACCCAUGGCCGUGAUUUUGAAUUAAAAUGUGGCUCAGGGCCUGGGGCAUUUCAACAGUGGUGUAUGCGACAAACGGGAAAGCUGGAGGAGCUCUUCAAAAGCGUAGACUACAGAUGCGUGCUGUUUGAAAACCUACAGCCGGAUGCAGGUGUACAGGCGUUUCAAAGACAGGUAGUCCUUGAUAUGGCAAAUGAUAUUCGCUCUCGUAAAGGCCCGUUUACUAAGAGGGGUUUCCUUAACUCACUUUCGUGGUGGGAUAAGCUGUCUUUGGGUGAGUGCAGUAUACAAUGAUGAGUGACUAGGCUGCUCUGUGUAACCACAACAGGAUCGGAUCUGCUGUGCCCUUGUUCAACAUUUUUGUGUUAGUGUGAGUUGGAAUACUUUGGCCAUACGAAAAGUGGGAGGUUGACGAGUGCUCUAGUGUGGUUUGCUCCUACUUUCAAAUGAAACACACAAUAUUACCCUCACCUCUCUUCCAUCUUUACUUUGUAUGCUACUGUUUUGACUUAUCUCUAAGUUUCGACACAUUUAUGACCUAUCUGUGUCGCAGAUGCUGUAACACUCUUACUAGAACCCAACCAAAACCAUACGAAAAUGUCGGCUCGUGUUCUAAGAGCUAUUUUCAAUGGUUAUGUUUACGAAGACGUGGACAUGCUGUACACCACAGAGGCGGGCUGACGUAAGCAUAAUAGAACUACAGUGGAAUCCUGUUAUAACGAGACGUAGAGGACCAGUGCUGGCCUAUCACACGAUGCGUUCUGCUUGUCUGCG